Molecule: messenger RNA, 693 nt
Organism: Fraxinus pennsylvanica
Lineage: Eukaryota; Viridiplantae; Streptophyta; Magnoliopsida; Lamiales; Oleaceae
Source: the annotation of a GenBank genome assembly
AUGGACGAUACGUGCGUUACGUGUGCUGAGGUAUUAAACUGGGUGGCCUACGGUGCGUGUCGCCACAAGGAUGUUUACUGCACCUGCGUGGCUCGCUCUCGAUUCAUAUCCCACGAUCGCUGCUGCUCUAUUUGCAAGACCCCAUCCAACGUCGUGUUUGUCACCAAGGAUUUGGGAGAAUAUACGAAAAGGAUAGGGGAUUUUUCUGUACUUCCACCGGAUGUGGAAGAGGGUAGAGUGGGAAACUACUGGUACCAUGAAGGCACGCAAUCAUUCUUUGAUGAUUCGGAUCACUACAAGAUGAUAAAGGCCAUGUGCGAGCUUUCUUGUAGCGUAUGUGACGGAAUUGAUAAAUUUAGGAGAAAGGAAAAGUUUAAGGAUAUUGAGGAACUCAAGGGUCACUUGUUCCAUAAGCACAAGUUGUUCAUCAUUCAGUUUUAUGGGGAAAGUGAGCUUUAUACACAUAUGUCCACUGAACAUCAUACUUGUCGUAUGUGUCUAAGGCAAGAUGCAGGACAAUAUGAAUACUACAAAAAUUUCAGAGACUUCGAGAACCACUUCCAUACAUAUCAUUUCUUAUGCGAGGAUGAGGAGUGCCUUGCAAAAAAGUUCGUUGUCUUUCUAUCUGAACAUGAAUUGAAGGUCAACUAUCCAACUGACGAGAAUAUGCAUACUCAAAGAUCAUAUGUCUAG